AUGCAAACGUUCUACGCCGGCCUGCAGUUGAACAACGACUUCCGAAACCUAUCGAAGGACUCCGGCUCGGAGUCCUUCCUGGCACGCUUCCGCUUCCGGUUAGUCAGCUACUUCCUCGCCUGCGCAGUGGUCGCGGGCUUGGCCGUCAUGACCGUGCUGCUGGUCGUGCUUCCCAGACCACGGCGUGACGCCCAGAGGCCCCGCGCACUGCUCUGCGUUCGCGAGGAGUGCUUCCUGGGAGGAAGCGUGAUGAGCAGCGCUCUCGACCUCAGUCGCGAUCCCUGCGACGACUUCUACGCGUACGUCUGCGGUAACUGGAAGCCCACCUCUCCAAGCGCUCGUUCGGCUAUCGAUGACAUCCGUGUGAGAACGCUGUCUAGGGCUGCACUCCUGCUUGACCAGCAAUACGGCAAGGACUUUAUGGGACAGGCUGCAAAGCUGUACCGGAGCUGCAUUGAAACCGUACGCGGAAACCAGGACCAUACACUGAAACUCAGGACAUUCCUGCAAGAAAGGGGAUUGUUCUGGCCACGACCGGCGCCGCCCAACGCAACCACGGACCCACUGUCCGCGGUCGUUGAGCUGUCCCUGAACUGGCGCCUCGACCUGUGGUUUCAUGUUACACUGGUGGCGACGCCCGACGGGAAGUCUGUGCAUGUGCGCCUGCAGCCAGGGAUGGUUAACCAGGACUGGACUCGUUUUCUAUGGACGGUGCGCCAUGACAACCACAUGACGCACUUGUCCUAUCAGCAGGAAGCAUCCAAGCUGUUUACCAAGGACGGCUUCGAGACAAUGACGCGGGAGGUGAUGGAGCAGAUGGCGUCCCUCGAGCUCCAGGUCGCGCAGAUGCUCUCGCCAGGAAACAUGACGCUGCAGCCACCACUCGGCGGCAAAAAGCCGUGUGGCCGCGUCGCGUGGCGGAACGUUGGCUGCCUGGUGCCCGGAGUGCAACCCUCGCGCUGGCUCGCUGCCCUCUCACGUUGCCUUGGUCCUUCCGUGGGCGAGAACACCACAGUGUCUGUGUGGAAUUGGCGGUUCGGCGAAAUGCUCGGCAAGGUUUUGGCGCUAAACCCGAACAACGUCCUUCUGGAUGUUAUAGGCUGGACCGUAGUUCAGAUGCUGGGCUGGGCCGCUCACCCGUUGCUGGGGUACGUGCGUUUGGGCGGCGAGGUGGACGCCAGACAGAGUGCGCCACCGUUCUGCCUGGCCGCCACUGAGGCGCUGCUCGGUGAGGCUGCAACGGCCACGCUGCUGGCGACGCAUCUACCCGCAAAGCAUAGGAUGCAGGCAAAUAACUUCUUCAGCUCUAUGUCCAAGAGCUUCUCCCAGAUGAUGCGGGCUUCGACGAGCGCUUUGAGUCUCGGUCACGAUGGUGACCUGGAUGCCACACGCAACGUCACGUUGCGGCUAUGGCCCAAGGCGGCGUCGAGACUGCAGCUGGAGCGAUCUUACGGCUCCAUGCCGACACCGCCCAGCUCCUCGUCGUUCCUGGACAACUGGUUCACCCUGGCUCCCGCUGCUGCCAGCUUGGCCAAGGAGGCAGCGCUCGCCGGAGGCUCACCUAUGGGACCGUUCGGCUUCACGCCGUUUGCCUGGCGUCAUCGUUACGAGGAAGGACACGCGGCUGUGCUCUUGCCGAUUUGGAUUAUGUUUCCUCCAAUCUACGCGCCAGGACUACCACAUGGUGUGGCUUACGGCGGCGCGGGCACGUUGUACGCGACGCUGCUCGCCGAAGGCCUCCCCACGGCGCUCCUGGACAGCCUGGACAAGAGCGGCCACUACUCGUCGGCGGCGCUGUGCUCGCACCAGCAGGAACCGUGGUUGCGGCGCGCCAUCGGCAUCGAGGCCGCCUGGCGGGCGCUCCGUAAGGUGUCCUCUGUCGGGAACGGUGGUAGCGGAGGCCACCUACUGGGUCUCGAGGACUUCUCCGGCGCCCAGAUGUUCUUCCUGGCCGCUUGCCUUCAGCUCUGCGACGCUCCGCUGUCCAGGCGUGCCGAGUGUAACUUUGCUCUUCGCCAGUCGGACGCAUUCGCGAGCGUCUUCUCGUGCGCCGAGGGAACUCGCAUGAACCCCAGAGACAAGUGCAGAGCGUGGUGA
Rhipicephalus sanguineus (brown dog tick) is the source of this 2097-nucleotide messenger RNA. RefSeq names its product neprilysin-1-like. Bases 1 to 2097 code for a protein of 698 amino acids. NCBI's taxonomy places the organism in Eukaryota, Metazoa, Arthropoda, Arachnida, Ixodida, Ixodidae. The record is from RefSeq and is a predicted model, not a curated record. Gene Ontology annotation, biological process: protein processing. Gene Ontology annotation, molecular function: metalloendopeptidase activity. Gene Ontology annotation, cellular component: plasma membrane. The transcript has 9 exons.